This is a messenger RNA of Balaenoptera ricei (Rice's whale), 1047 nucleotides long. RefSeq names its product RAD51 recombinase (gene RAD51). Gene Ontology annotation, cellular component: condensed nuclear chromosome. The transcript is spliced from 9 exons. Gene Ontology annotation, biological process: mitotic recombination; chromosome organization involved in meiotic cell cycle; DNA recombinase assembly. Lineage: Eukaryota; Metazoa; Chordata; Mammalia; Artiodactyla; Balaenopteridae. The record is from RefSeq and is a predicted model, not a curated record. Bases 1 to 1020 code for a protein of 339 amino acids. Gene Ontology annotation, molecular function: ATP hydrolysis activity; single-stranded DNA binding; DNA strand exchange activity.
AUGGCUAUGCAGAUGCAGCUUGAAGCAAAUGCAGAUACUUCAGUGGAAGAAGAGAGCUUUGGCCCACAACCUAUUUCUCGAUUAGAGCAAUGUGGCAUACAUGCCAAUGAUGUGAAGAAAUUGGAAGAAGCUGGAUUCCAUACUGUGGAGGCUGUUGCCUAUGCACCAAAGAAGGAACUAAUAAAUAUUAAGGGGAUUAGUGAAGCCAAAGCUGAUAAAAUUCUGACUGAGGCAGCUAAAUUAGUUCCAAUGGGUUUCACCACUGCAACUGAGUUCCACCAAAGGCGGUCUGAGAUCAUACAGAUUACUACCGGCUCCAAAGAGCUUGACAAACUACUUCAAGGAGGAAUUGAGACUGGAUCCAUCACAGAGAUGUUUGGAGAAUUCCGAACUGGGAAGACCCAGAUCUGUCAUACGUUGGCUGUAACAUGCCAGCUUCCCAUUGACCGAGGUGGAGGUGAAGGAAAGGCCAUGUACAUUGACACCGAGGGUACCUUUAGGCCAGAGCGGCUGCUAGCAGUGGCUGAGAGAUAUGGCCUCUCUGGCAGUGAUGUCCUGGAUAAUGUAGCAUAUGCUCGAGGGUUCAACACAGACCACCAGACCCAGCUCCUUUAUCAAGCAUCAGCCAUGAUGGUAGAGUCCAGGUAUGCACUGCUAAUUGUAGACAGUGCCACCGCCCUCUACAGAACAGACUAUUCGGGUCGAGGUGAGCUUUCAGCCAGGCAGAUGCACUUGGCCAGGUUUCUGCGGAUGCUUCUGCGACUUGCUGAUGAGUUUGGUGUAGCCGUGGUCAUCACCAACCAGGUGGUGGCCCAAGUGGAUGGAGCAGCCAUGUUUGCUGCAGAUCCUAAAAAACCUAUUGGAGGAAAUAUCAUUGCUCAUGCCUCAACAACAAGACUGUACCUGAGAAAAGGAAGAGGGGAAACCAGAAUCUGCAAAAUCUAUGACUCUCCUUGUCUUCCUGAAGCUGAAGCUAUGUUUGCCAUCAAUGCGGAUGGAGUAGGAGAUGCCAAGGACUGAAUCGUUUUUUUUCCUGUGAUAAACCUU